AUGUUCCAGCCUCAACCAACGCCUUUUGCGUUUCACGCCUCGGCACACAACCCAUACUCUCACCCUCAUCCCCAAGGUCAUGGUCAAACGUACAUGCAAAGCCAGAGCGGCUCGCCGCAGGAUCACCGGCCUCAGAACAGCGGAGGCUAUAGCAUCAGCACUGGGGCAGCAGGGUUAGGAGAAAUGAUGAUGAGGAACGAAGAAGGCGGAGGAGGAGCAAGAGGAAGAGGGGUAGGAAGAGUGGAGAUGAGGAUGAGGAUGGGUAUGGCGGGCGAUGGUGUCGGAGGAGGUGCAUCUCACGACGCCGGCAUUGAUACAGGAAUGGCGGGCUCACAUUACGGCUACUUGUCGUCAGCGAGAGCAGAGAGGGGAUCAGGAAGCGGCCCUAUUUCUGGCUCUGGCUCUGGCUCUGAUUCUGAUGCUGUUUCUCGUUCUGGUGGUCGAGGCCAUGGACAUGGUCUAGGUCGAGGUCAUGGCCAAGCUGGGGCUGGAGCUGGAGUGGGUUCAUCGUCGGGUGCAUCGUCGGUGGGACUGGACAGCAUGGGUAACCCCCUGGUGAUGGGCGGCGGUGGUGGUGGUGAUGGUGGUGAUGGUGGCGGCGGCGGCAGGCUAGGGCUGGGGAUGGGGAUGGGCAUGGGACAGAUGGGCAUGGGCAUGGGCAACUUGAACGGCAUGGGUAUGGGCCUGGGCCACAGUGGGCUGUCCCUCACCACCACCAACGCCAACGUUGUCUCUGGCGUUUCCGCCGUGGCUUCGGCUGCUACUUCUGCUGCCCACUUGCACCUUAACAACCACCAUAACAGCCCCGGCGCUGCUUCUGCUCCUGCCUCAUCCUCCUCCGCGUCUUCUUCCUCCUGCUCCUCCUCCUCCCGCUCCCUCUCCCGCUCCUCCCACCCCCAUUCCCACUCCCACUCCCAUUCGUCCUACGGAUACUCCCACGCCAACCUUUACUCCAACCACAACCUCCUCCACGGACACCUCCAGCAGCAACAACAUCCUCCUCCUCCUCAUCCUCACCCCGGCGCCUCUUCUUCGACAACAUCCUCUUCUUCUGCCUUUUACACCACCAACUCCAACGCCAACCCAGGCUUCACAAACACCGCCGCCGCCCUCGCUCCUGAUCACGCCCACGCUCCAGCCCACGCCGUGAGCAGCACUCGUCGUCCUUGCGCCAUGGAACCCGGCGACCCCUCCGACGUUGCCGCCCAAGAAGCCGCCGCUCGGGAUUAUCAGCCACAGCUCGAGGUGAGUUGGCUCGCCACCCCGACUCCGGGAGACGCACGCCUAGCUCCCGUCGCCGAACCCCCCAAGCUUCGACUGCUCGUGCUCGUGCUCGUGCUCUCUCUUUUCUCGCCCUCAACCCACAAGAAUCUCACAAUCCUCUUUGAAUCCAAUGCUAUUGAAUCCAAUACCAUUGAAUUCGAUGUUUCCUCCACGUCGAAAGCUCCCAUCGAACCCGAAUCCUUACUCGGUUUAUUGGUGGGCGACAAGAUUACCAGCGACGCCAUAACCGACGAGUACGCCAAGGCUGACGAAAUCUAUAUCGCAAAGACCAUCAACCUUCCCCAGACAUAUUCUCACUAUCGCCCUGUUCAAGGUGACGGAAAUUGCGGCUGGCGAGCAAUCGGCUUCUCCUACUUUGAGCAUCUCAUCAACAAUGGCGACCAGCAUCAGAUCCUCGGCGAGGCCGCGCGCAUCACGAGCUUAAAUCAGUAUCUCCUCAACGUUGGCGGCUACGAUCGGAUGUUGUUUGAGGACAUGGUGGAAGAGACGAUUGGCUUGCUAAAAGAUGUCGCCCAGAAUAUUGCCAACCCACAGCUAGCCAUGGACAUCAUGGUCCAGCGCUUCAACGACCAGGGCUCCUCCAACGCCAUCAUCUACCACCUUCGCUUGCUGGCGCUCUCAUGGCUCAAGGGAAAUGUUGAGCUCUACGAACCCUUCAUUCCCGCCGAGACGGGUAUCAUCGGCUAUUGCGCCGAAAUCGAACGCCCAAACAGAGAGAUUGACCAUCUCGGCAUCAUUCUGCUCGUUCAGGUGCUGCUAAAACCCAUCAACUUCGUGCUGGAGAUUGCGUAUCUGGAUCGCAGCCCAGGAAACCAAGUCAACAUUUACCGCUUUCCGGACGAGGCCAAUGGUCAAGACCCUGCCACUCUGGGCCCCAUCAUCUACUUGCUCUACCGGCCCGAUCACUACGACAUUCUAUACAAGUCGCCUCCGAAUCCGCCACCCUUGAAUCUUCAGGUUCACCGCGUUGGUUCCUUUUCUCAUUCUCAAGAGAUUGCGAGCGUGGGUCCUCCUUUGCACAGCUAUUCUCUCGACUACGGCCCCCUGGCCAUGCUGCCCGGAUUCGGGGGCCCACCCUCGGGCUUGUCUUCCGCUCUGUCUUCGCUCGGCUCGCCCACAUCCACAUCUCCGCUUCCAGACGCCUAUGACCCUUCACCUCAAUCUCCUUGGCUCGCGACGCCGUACUCUGAUCAUCACAUUCAGCAGCAGCAGCAGCAGCAGCAGCAGACGGCACCAGCCCCUCGACCGCAGCCUCAAACGCCAGCUCGACCACAACAAUCGACGCCUGCCCCUACGAAGCCGUCGCAACCGGUUGACUACCAGCUCAGAUUUAGUCACCAGUGCUGGCAUCUCAACAACACCAGCUCGGCGCAACCGUCAGUGAUACCCGGCCAAGCCGGCUUCCAUGAACCCAGCUUUACUACUGCAAUGUUCAAGAACAGCCAUUUCAACAAGGCACACUACAAUAAUCCUCACUUUCAUCCCGAGGAGUGGACUCCGGACGAUGAUGGCCACCACGAGCGGCUGCCGGCGCCCAAGAAGAAGGGAAGAGUCAGGUCGGAUCACUAG
Molecule: messenger RNA, 2853 nt
Organism: Colletotrichum paranaense
Lineage: Eukaryota; Fungi; Ascomycota; Sordariomycetes; Glomerellales; Glomerellaceae
Product: peptidase C65 Otubain
Exons: 5
Coding region: 1-2853 (950 amino acids)
Biological process (GO): protein K48-linked deubiquitination
Cellular component (GO): nucleus
Molecular function (GO): ubiquitin binding; cysteine-type deubiquitinase activity
Source: RefSeq, a predicted model, not a curated record